Tachysurus vachellii is the source of this 2937-nucleotide messenger RNA. RefSeq names its product major facilitator superfamily domain containing 12b (gene mfsd12b). The coding region runs from base 219 to 1586 and encodes 455 amino acids. Gene Ontology annotation, cellular component: membrane. Gene Ontology annotation, molecular function: symporter activity. The record is from RefSeq and is a predicted model, not a curated record. Gene Ontology annotation, biological process: carbohydrate transport. NCBI's taxonomy places the organism in Eukaryota, Metazoa, Chordata, Actinopteri, Siluriformes, Bagridae. The transcript is spliced from 11 exons.
AGUGCUACAGCAGGAAACAAAACCAAAAGGUUACUGAAGCGUUAUAAACAAAUCGCUCGCGCACUCAACAGCAUCAUCAUCAUUAUGUUAGUUCUAAUCGCCACUUCAGCUUCUGCAGAAAUAAUGGCACUCUAACGUGCAUUUCAACGAGAACGAGAAGUAAGUAACACGAACUGACCUUUCCCACUUUUCCCGGGUUCACCGGUCACCUGUCCCUGAUGGCUGAGGGCGCGCGCACUCUGCCCCCGUUCCGGCGCUUCACCUACGCGGUGGGGCACGUGCUCAACGACCUGUGCGCCUCCAUGUGGUUCACCUACCUGCUGCUCUACUACCAGUCGGUGCUCAGUUUCCGGGACUCCAACGCCGGGCUGCUGCUGCUGUUCGGUCAGAUCGCAGACGGAAUCGCCACGCCGCUGGUCGGCUACGAGUCGGAUCGGACACGAGGAAUCGGUUCGUACGGGAAACGCAAGUCAUGGCAUUUAAUCGGAACCAUCUGCGUGCUGCUGUCUUUCCCGUUCAUCUUUAACCCGUGUGUGGGAUGCAGCAAGGUUUUGCCACAGUGGGUGGGCCUCACCUACUUCACCCCUUUCAUCAUCAUCUUCCAGUUUGGCUGGGCCUCCACUCAGAUCUCCCACCUGUCGCUCAUCCCGGAGCUAGUGACCUGCGAACACGCCAAGGUGGAGCUCACAGCGUACAGGUACGCGUUCACGGUUCUGUCCAAUAUCACCGUAUAUGCAGUGGCCUGGCUGCUGUUCCACUUCCAGCACUCGGCCGAUCCGUCCAUCGCUGAGCAUCUGAGUCACCAGGACGUCCCCGUGUUCAGGGACUUGGCACUGAUCGUUCUGGGCAUCGGGGCUGUUUUCUCGCUCAUCUUCCACCUGUGGACACGAGAGCAAACACGGGACGAGGAGAGACGACCUCUGCUGUCUGACUCCAGCCUGAGCUCAAGGCCGCUGCUGCAGUGGAAACAUUGGCUCCACGAACCGUCCUUCUACCAGGUAGCUGCUCUGUACAUGUGCACUCGUCUGAUUGUCAACCUCUCUCAGACCUACAUCUCCAUGUACCUCAUCAACUCUUUACUCCUGCCGAAGAACUACAUCGCCACCAUCCCUCUGGUGCUGUACGUUAGCGGUUUUGUGUCCUCUCUGGCCAUGAAGCCAGUCAGUAAACGCCUCGGAGUUAGCAUGACGUAUUUUGUGGGACUGGUGCCCAUCGUGGCGUUCGGCAUUUGGGUUCUGCUGGAUUUGAAGAUGGGCGUUCGCGUGUACGGAGCGGCUGUGCUGCUGGGAGCCGGGUCAGCCGUCAUUCUGGUCAUGUCGCUGUCCAUGACCGCCAAUCUCAUCGGAGAUCAGACGCAAAGUGGCGCGUUCGUGUACGGAGCCAUGAGCUUCACAGACAAGGUGGCCAAUGGUCUCGGCGUGAUGAUCAUCCAGAGCCUGUACCCCUGUCAAACACUGCUUUGCUGCUCUGACUGCGUCUGGUUCUAUCGUCGUAUCAUGGUUGCCGUAACAGGGGGCGUCGGCCUCGUCGCCGCGCUCAGCCUCUUUAGUCUGCUCAUUUGGCCAAUCAAGAUCCGUCGAAGUUGAGAACGCUUUACGCCGACAAUCUCAGUGAACAGGUUUGUGGAUGAACGCAGGAGAACAUUGAGAACAAAACCAGCAGAGUGGACAAGGAAAGUGAUCGAGGUCAAAGCGGUGAUUUUGUGUCCCCUCAGGUCACACGUUUACACGAUGAAUCUGAGAGCUACAGCAUGAGAAAGCAGAGCUGUCUAUGCUUCACAUGGAAACUUCUCCGUCGUGGUCAAGCGUCACAUGACCACAGCGGUGCAAAUCGUCUUCUUAGUUCCCUCUUUUCUGUGACCUUGAGGUUUUUAAUAGCAACAUCGUCUUUUCUGACAAGGGACAGUCCCGGAGAUACGAAGAAUAAGAUGAAUUCUAUUUAAUGUCUAUAUUUAGAAAUAUUAUAUGUUAAUAUUGUGUUAAUGUGUGUUUAAACGGCAUGAUUUGCAGAGACAGAGAGAGAGAGAGAGAGAGAGAGAGAAGAGCUCCUGACUUCUUUUUAAAGAUGCCAACAAAAUUGAAAUAGUACUUUUUAUUUUAUACCUGAGCGAUGGUGCGUUCUCAAAUCUGAUUGGUCGGAAGGUGUUGAUUAACUUUCUGUACCAGCAGCUUCAAGUAAAAUUACAGCUCAUUCACAGCGACUCGUAGGCCAAGGCGAGAAGUCAGGAGAUGUUUAUUUCAUCAUUUACGGAAGGAAACUCCAGCGUCAGUGCUUCAUGGGUCAGAGAUAAAGCUUCAGGCCGGAGGAUGUUGCGGUUUGCUUUUUCUCAGUAACAUGUCUGAUUUGUUUGCUUUCUUUUUUGUUUGAAAUACGUGAUAAUGGGGAAGUGACACAACAUUAAAUGAAACUAAAACCAGAUAAAAAGUAUGAUAAGCAAAAAAGUAAAGAUAGGACUUGUCAGAAUGCGGUGGUAGGAGAGGAACCAAACACUUCAGGAUGUGCUGCUGUUAUCAUAAAGUUCUCCAUUUUGAAACGAAGUCGAGAUUGUAUAACACAGCAAGAAGCAGUCUGACAUCAUCAGCAUCGCUUACAUCGCAAAACAAAGCUGACGAAAAGCUGCACCUCUCUCUCUCUCUCUCUCUCUUUCUCAGUUCACCCUGAUUCCCCUGUUGUUCUCGUAUUAUAAAUCCUGACCUGAUUUCUUUCCCCAGUUCCACAUACACUACAAUAGCUCUGUUUGUAAGAACCACUCAGAUUAAUCCAAAUCCCACAUUUCAUCCAUUUCAUAACAGCAGUGUUUGAGGUUAAUCUAAUUAUUCUAAAGCUUGUGGAUGGACCUACUUAGGAACGGCGUCCGAUAACGUUUUUAGUGCUUUGUCUUCUGUAACAUUUUUUUUAUUCAACUGUAUAAAGGGAAUAAAAAGCACUUGAGCUGAA